Messenger RNA from Solea solea (common sole), 2166 nucleotides. It is a transcript of the gene slc31a2, whose product is annotated as solute carrier family 31 member 2. Gene Ontology annotation, molecular function: copper ion transmembrane transporter activity. Gene Ontology annotation, biological process: copper ion transmembrane transport. The record is from RefSeq and is a predicted model, not a curated record. NCBI's taxonomy places the organism in Eukaryota, Metazoa, Chordata, Actinopteri, Pleuronectiformes, Soleidae. Gene Ontology annotation, cellular component: membrane. The coding region runs from base 409 to 873 and encodes 154 amino acids. The transcript is spliced from 4 exons.
AAACUUAUUCAAGAUGGCCGUCGUCUGUGUUCUUUGUUUUGCGCACGGUUUAACUUCGUUUAAUCAAAUGUUGCGCAAAUAUUUAACCGUUUCUGACCGUUUUCCACGAUUCCAGCGAUAGCACUCGGCUUUACGGAGGAUCAGGGUGAGAGUUGACCGGUUCAUGAGCUACAUAUUCGGCUGUCAACCGCGCCGCGGUGGUGUUUUACAGUUUACGGGAAGACUCCAUUAACCGUGAGCCACCGGUGUACGGUUGUCGCUACUGUGCGGGGCUCCGCUGCUGAGAACCCCCGAGUUGAGUGAUUGUUCUGCGGCAACAGGCAGCUGCUUCCCCGGGCCUGUCUGGGUCUGUUAACCGCGGAGAGACUGUGGCGUUAGCACCCGGAGCCUCUUCUCAGCCGGUCCACCAUGAUGUCCAUGACGUUUGGCUUUUCGAGCAGCGUGAUGCUGCUCUUUGACUUCUGGGAUGUGAACGGACCUGUCGGAAUGGUGCUCUCAGUGCUGGUGGUCACGCUGCUGACCGUGUUCUACGAGGUUCUGAAGGUCUGGAGGGUUUGGUUGAGCAGCAAAUCUAAACUGGCUCGGCCCGGCGCCGCGGCUGAGCCGUGUCACAGCGACAGCAGCUCCGCCCUGGACAGAAGCCAAUCAGAAUCCUCCGUGGUGACCACAGAGACUCGAACUCCAGACCCAAACUCCAGGAAACGUUUCCUUCUGCUCCACGGUGUCCAGGCCGUCCUCCACGUGCUGCAUGUGACGCUGGGCUACAUGCUGAUGCUGUGCGUCAUGUCGUACAACGCGUGGAUCUUCCUGGGCGUCAUCGUGGGCUCCGCGCUCGGUUACUACAUCUCGUUCCCUCUGUUGGGUGUGGUCUGACUGACGGACUGAGGGGUACGGAUGGUUCACACACGCUGGAAUAAAAAAACAAACACUCCCUCUGCUGCUCUCGGCACAGAAUCGGUCCGAUUUUAACACUGGAGGAUAACGGGAGGGUAACCGGGAACCCUGCAACGCUAAAAUAUUUUGUAUCAGUCGUUCCUGGAUGUGGAAACUGAAACAAAAGAAACUUUUCUUAGGGACUGACUCGUGACGGCCAGGAUGACUUGUGUAAUUUAAUCGUUUUUUUUUUCCUGUUUGAAACAUGUUAGAGUAAUUUGUGAGGGACGUUUCGUGCAUCUCGUAGUGAUCACUAAUGCUGUUGACUCCAACGCUAACUAACUUAAAUAUGUUGUUUGUUUUACAGACUUUUAUUGUGACAGGAGUAGGAUGAGGGGAAAGUUAAAGGUGUCGCACUACUGAAAGCUUUUCUUCCCAAGCUGCUUCCAUACUUGUGAAAGCACCGGGGGCAGUAUAUAAGAGUCAGGUCUGUCAGGCACUGCGAUAUAUAGAUGUUGCUCGAUCUCCGUGGAUUUAAAAAGUUCACAUUGAACUCUUUGCCUUGACGACUUGAAACCAAACCAAAGUUUUUGUGUUUCAAAUCUUUGUAACUCGUGAAAAUAAGUCAAUAAAAAAAAAAUCUAAUUUAAAACAGAAAAAUGAACGUAUUCUUCUGGUUCUGGGCUGUUAUAAAACUCCUCCUGCUUGUCUGUUUUGAGGAAGUGAAUCAUGUGAGUUUUAUGAGUCACUGAGACGGUGAAUGUGGGUCAUGACAAAGGAACUGGAAAAGCAAAAGCAGCAGAGCCUUUUUUUAACUCUUCAUGUUUAUUUUAUCAUUAAAAUCGUUUCCUCUAGCAUUUCACAACUGUUUUUCUAAGUUAUCCUGAUAACAGACGCUUAACUGAUCAUCUGAAGGUGAUUUCAUGGCAUAAAAACCUCCGUGACACUUGAUUUCAUUUGAUAUAAUUUUAUUCUCGUAGCAAGCACAAGGUUUUUAGAUUAAAUUAGGAGGAGAAGAUAAAACAUGGAGGUUCAAAAAGUGUCACUGACUCAUAGGAAUUAAAUAAAAGGAAAGUGUGUUUGUAUGAGGUCCUGACAUAUAGUCCACACCUUAAUGCUUAAUCCUGGGGUUAGGCAGGUUUUAACACCAGGGAACUGAAGUUUGUGGCACUUUUAUGAACCAAUCGCUUACUCUCCUCCCACACCAAAGUCCAUUGAGAAAAUCUGUGAUUUUAGCUCACGGUGACACAGAAGCUGCUGGUCUACUGCUGCCUCGUGUGGUCACUUUGUGUC